This is a messenger RNA of Sphaerulina musiva SO2202, 2884 nucleotides long. Its product is annotated as E1-like protein-activating. Gene Ontology annotation, biological process: protein modification by small protein conjugation; piecemeal microautophagy of the nucleus; autophagy of mitochondrion. The transcript is spliced from 2 exons. The coding region runs from base 57 to 2522 and encodes 821 amino acids. Gene Ontology annotation, cellular component: cytoplasm; phagophore assembly site. The record is from RefSeq and is a predicted model, not a curated record. Lineage: Eukaryota; Fungi; Ascomycota; Dothideomycetes; Mycosphaerellales; Mycosphaerellaceae. Gene Ontology annotation, molecular function: Atg12 activating enzyme activity; Atg8 activating enzyme activity.
AUUGACCCUUCCUCACCCCCACCGCUGUCGUCUUUACGACUGUCACCACCGCCGCAAUGCUGCUGCUGCUGCAGUACGCUCCUUGGUCCUCCGACAUCGAGCUCUCCUUCUACUCGUCGCUCGCUUCGCUCAAGAUCAAUCAUGACAAGCUGGAUUCAUCGGCGCGUAAAGUGCUCGGUCUGUACGAGCUGAAGCACACCGAUGCGCCCGAGCGAAGCACUCGCAUGCAGAUCCACGGCUCGGCUCUCACAGCCGACGAGCCACCCAGAGGACUCUACCGCGCCGAAGGCCUGAUUAAGAACUUCAACACCAUUGAGGAGUUCCGAAAGGUUGACAAGGCUGCACACAUCGAACGAGCUGGACGCAUGAUCUGGGACGCCAUUAGUGAUGGAACCAUAUUCUCAUGCCCCUCUCUGCUCACCUCUUUCUCAAUACUAUGCUAUGCCGAUCUGAAAAAGUACAAAUUCACCUACCACUUCGGCUACCCCGCCCUCCACUCAGACCCACAAUGGCGCUUGGUUGCACCAUCGGAAGACCCGGAAUCUGCCACGACGAAGCUGGAAGAGAAAGAGACGACGUUGCUGGUAGAUGCUGUGCAGACAUGGAAAUACAGCGUGGACGCCCGCCAACACGGCUUCUUCCUGGCCAAGCGCUUGCGAAAGACCGUGCUCGAGCAAGAGUGGAAGCGAGGCUGGGGCGAAGUCGAAGAGGAGGAAGAAGACGGCAAUCUUUGUUCUAAGAGAUCGAAGAGCACAAGAUCUUCGAGCCUCAGUGAGCUGGGAUUUCUGUGGUGGAUAGGCUCGCUUUCAAGCUACGAGACGGGCUUCUUCAAGAACGCGAAGCCCGAGGACUGUUUCGUCUGCUUUGCGGAUCCUUCGACCUUUUCGGUGAACCCAGGAUGGAUGCUGCGCAACUUGUUGGUCUUGGUUCGCCAGAGAUGGCAUUUGGACAAGGUGCAGGUCAUGAGCUACCGCGAUACGCACGCACGCAGAGACCAGCCGACGUCUCUGAUCAUGACGCUACAGUCGUCAGAGCCCGUCUACGAUUUCUCAGCAGAAAUCGAGCUCAAGAAGAUGACGGCAAUGAGUGCCUCGUCUGCACUCCUCCCAGGCGAGGUCGACCGUUUCGGCGAGCUCGUGACCACCAAGCCAGCAGAGCAGACGGUGGGCGCUGAAGACCUGGCCAUACCGCCACCAGAGAAGGCGACUGCAUUCCCCAAAGUGACUGGAUGGGAGCGUGGUGAUCAGAACAAGAUCACCUCGCGCACAGUCGACCUAGCAGCAUACUUGGACCCGUCCCGACUAGCAGAUCAAGCAGUGGACCUCAACCUCAAGCUCAUCAAGUGGCGAAUUUCUCCGUCCAUUGAUCUGGACACGAUCAAGCGCACCAAGUGCCUCCUUCUGGGCGCUGGAACUCUCGGAGCAUACGUUGCACGGAAUCUUAUGGGAUGGGGAGUGCGCAAAAUUACCUUCGUCGACAAUGGUCGCGUGAGCUACUCCAACCCUGUCCGUCAACCACUGUACACCUUCAAGGACUGCCAGAAAGGUGGCGCGUGGAAGGCACAGCGAGCCGCCGAUGCGCUGCGAGAAAUCUAUCCUGGUAUCGAUGCCGAAGGUGUGGUGCUGAAUGUGCCCAUGGCAGGCCAUCCGAUCGUUGGCGACGAGUCGAAAGUGGAGCAGCAAUACGAUCAGCUGAGAAAAUUGAUUGAUGCUCACGAUGCGGUCUUCCUACUCAUGGAUUCGAGAGAGUCGCGCUGGCUGCCAACUGUGAUGGCCAAAGCAGCGGACAAGAUUGUCAUCAAUGCAGCGCUCGGAUUCGACUCGUACAUGGUCAUGCGACACGGCAUGCGUGAGAAGAAGGAUCCGCCAAUGGCGGCGACGACGGAAGGCGUGGUCAACAUUCAAUCUGCAGACGACCCAGAUCCUCUCAAGACCGCCGCUGGUAUCCCAUCGUCGGGCACCUCACACGCCGCUGCGACUCAGUCAGAUGAACUGAGCUGCUACUUCUGCUCAGAUGUUGUUGCACCAGCGGAUAGUAUGAAGUCAGCGACUCUUGAUCAGCAGUGCACAGUCACACGACCUGGCGCCGCGCCUAUUGCAGCCGCUCACUGCGUCGAGCUCCUCGUGUCCAUCACGCAGCACAAGCUCAAGGGCCACGCGCCUGCAGCGUCGCCUCCCACUUCCACGGCCAUUGCGUCGGCGCCUCCUACUGAUCCAAGCCUUCCGAACUCACAUCCACUGGGCACUGUACCUCAUCAGUUGCGCGGAUACAUGUCAACAUGGCAGACGUUGCAAAUCAAGGGCAAGGCUUAUGAUUGCUGCUCUGCUUGCUCGCCGAAGAUUAUGGAUCUCUACGAGAAAGAUGCAUGGCAGUUUGUGAAGCGCGCGCUGAACGAAAAGGGCUUUGUGGAGGACGUCAGUGGGCUGGCCGAAGUCCAGCGACAAGCCGAGGCAGCAGCCAAGGAGAUGGAAGAUCAGGAAGGCGACUGGCCUGAUGAAGACGAGGAGGGCGAACUGGUUUGAUGAAUUCCAGAGAAGUACAGCUUCGUGGAUCGUCCUUGCUACGCAAAAUGCGUCGCUGAAUGAUGAGACUCUUCCGAAGAGAGUCAGCAGCCCUGCUGCAGUAUAGCGACACGCUAAGGGAAACCCCCAAGAUCGAGAAGGUGGCUACCUUAGCUAAUGAAGAUGAGGAUGUCGAGGGGGCCACUUCUUUCUCGACUGUUUUUUGGCGGCGCUGAAGCUCGCGGGCCAGGUACAUUUUGCUGGAAAAUGUACCUUCAGCGUCGAUACCGAUGAUCACUCUUGCAGCUUCACUGCGAGUGUCAUGUAGAUACCCCCUCCAGCUGCGAAACAGUACAUCUGUUACAAAAAUCACUUUUAAUCCU